AUGGACAACAAUUUAAGAAGUCCGACGUCAGUUAAAGAUACAGAAGAAACAAAGCAAGCGAAAGUGACCAGCGAUAUUAUUAAAACAUCCAACGAAACAGAAGAUGCCUCAUUACGAAAGGUGACAUUGCUAGACAUUAUUAACUAUUAUAACUUUAUUCCUUUGUACACAAUUCGAAUACCAAGCAACAAUAAUCAUAUAUCAAACUUUUCCGCUCUUUUCUAGAAAAUCUCGGAUAUCUGUUCGACUCUCGUGACGAGCCACCAAGAGCAGCAAGUGAACGACAUAUCGAAAUUACCAGCCAUUGAAGAUCUUUGUGAAAUCCUAAAACAACUUUCAAGUAUGUGGGAUAUAUAGUGAAAUAUAAGUGAUGUUUUUAUGAUAAUGGGUUACAAAAAUAUCCGAUCAUGACCGAUAACCUGAAACUAUUAGUCAUUCAUUAGGUUAGAGUAUGGAUAAUUGGAUCUUGAUUUAGGGUCAGUUCACAUGAUACCGAUCGAGUAAUCUCGGGCUUCCGAGAUAACUUGAGGGCGAUCAAUGUCAAAGUUAGCUCUGUUAUCACGGGGGUCAAGGAUAUCUAAGAAUAGAAACAAGUCUUCGGUUUGUCCAAGACUGCCCAAGUUUGACCUAAAUUAAUUAAUAACGUGAUUUGAUUGACACCUCGAGAAAGUUUGACCCAAGUUAAUUAAUAACGUGAUUUGAUUGACACCUCGAGAAAGACACGCGCGAGAGUGAUUGUGGUUUCUAUCUUUGGGAGUUUUAAAUAAAGUUAAGUUUGUUCAUUUUGAUCAAAUAAUCUGUAGUUCCCAUUAGUAAGGGACAACUAAAUCUUUGUGGCGAAAAGAUGGUAGAGAGAGGCACAAUUUGAAUUAUGAAAAGAAGCGGUUCGAAUUGUCCGUAGGAGACGCUGUCCUCAUUUGUGUUAUUCUAAUUUCUAUCAACUUAAAUUAUUAAUUAGAAUUAUUUUCAAAUCCCAGGAGGAAAAUAACUAGCACAGACAUUGAAAUGCUAGUAUUAUGCAGCAGAAUUAUGCAAAUUAUAGUGUUUGCAGGUUUUUUUGAUACACCUUGUAUAAAACAAUCUGGGAAUAGGUUUUCAAAUAUUAAGCACAAAUUAGGCUUCUCGAUAUUACAUUGUAACAUCCGUAGUUUACCAAAAAAUCUAAGCUUACUAAAUGAUGUGCUGCUAAUGGUAAAAGAGUUGCCGAAUAUUAUUGCAAUUACUGAAACAAGGCUUGAUGAAGAUAGUCAUCACAAUAUUAGAAUUCCCAGUUAUAUUUUUUGGGAGUUAAGUCCAAAACUUCAGCAGGAGGUUUUAAUUGGGUUUUAUAUUUCGGAGAACAUUAAUUUUCCCAGAAGAAAUUAUUUACAUCUUGCUCUCACUGAGGGUGUUGAAAAUUGUUGGAUUGAAAUCCAAAGAACUAUAAACAAAAAAACGUAGUCAUCAGUUGGAUGUAUAUGUAUAUAGGCACCCAUCGCAAAAUCGCGAAACUUUUCACGAAGCUAUAUCGAAACAAAAUUAGAUUUAUUACAUGAUGAAAACUGUGAGGUUUACAUAGCAGGUGAUAUAAACAUAGACUUUUUAAAAUACCAUACAGACAAUAAAACAUCAGACUAUUUUGACACGUUACUAAAUCUAAGUUUUUUUCCAAUAAUUACUAAAGUUACUCGAAUUACCGGCCAUACUGCCACACUCAUUAACCAUAUCUAUACGAAUUGUCCCCCAAAAGUGGUUAAAUCUGGUGUACAUGCCUUGUGGUUAUGUCAGAUAAUUUACCUGGGUUUUUUGUACCAUUGAAAAUAAACUUCCAUUUAUACAAGAAAGGAAAUACUAUAGAGAAAUGAAUAAAUAAACUACAAAUAAACUCUUCCAUAAAAAUAGAUGCUGUACUGCUAAAUAAGACAUAUGCAUGAUAACUUAAUUCGCACUUCCUAAAUGUCGGUCUAAAUUUUACUGCUCAAAUACCCGAUUGCAUGCAAUGAUACAAAUUUGGUCCAGUUUAUUAGAAGGUCAUUAAUAAGGACAGUUUUAUGUUCUGUGCAGUAUGUGUCAGUCACAAAUUAAAGUGCGGCACAUAUUGCAUGGACUAAAAUACCAACAAAUCAUCAAUUGAUAUCCCACAAAAAUGUAUUAAACUUGCUGCUGAUCACAUUAGUGAUGUACUUACAGCAGUGUUUGGCAAUUAUCUUGAACAGGGAAUUAUGCCUGACAUUUUUAAAGAUAUCUAGACUAACGCCUAUAGAUAAAGGUGGUAAUAUCACUGACCCAUCAAACUUUAGACCUAUUCCUACACUAUAUUUUUUCGCACAAACCUUUGAAAAGUUAGUGCUCACAAAUUUCGAGUUACCUGGAAAAACAUAACAUUUUAAGUAAGUUUCAAUUUGGUUUUCGAAAAGGUGGAUCAACAGAACAUGCUGUAGUGGAGAUAACUGAUGAUUUCAAAAAAGCGAUUGAUAAAAAUCUUUACACGUGUGGAGUAGUUCUAGAUUUUUCCAAAGCGUUUGAUAGGGCCUACAGUUAA
Messenger RNA from Paramuricea clavata, 2521 nucleotides. The record is from the annotation of a GenBank genome assembly. NCBI's taxonomy places the organism in Eukaryota, Metazoa, Cnidaria, Anthozoa, Malacalcyonacea, Plexauridae.